Catharus ustulatus (Swainson's thrush) is the source of this 764-nucleotide messenger RNA. Its product is annotated as serine/threonine-protein kinase pim-1-like. Gene Ontology annotation, molecular function: ATP binding; protein serine/threonine kinase activity. Bases 60 to 686 code for a protein of 208 amino acids. Gene Ontology annotation, cellular component: cytoplasm. The record is from RefSeq and is a predicted model, not a curated record. The transcript is spliced from 4 exons. Lineage: Eukaryota; Metazoa; Chordata; Aves; Passeriformes; Turdidae. Gene Ontology annotation, biological process: negative regulation of apoptotic process; regulation of mitotic cell cycle; protein autophosphorylation.
GCGUGGCCCGGGAGAGCGUCCUGCAGUGGGACGAGCUGCCGGACGGCACCCGUGUUCCAAUGGAAAUCGUGCUGAUGGAGAAGGUGGGCUCUGGCUGCCACUACAUCAUCCAGCUCCUCGACUGGUUUGAGCUGCCUGACAGCUUCGUGCUGGUCAUGGAGCGUCCAGUGGCAUCACAGGAUCUCCUGCAGUUCCUGCUGGAGCAGGAGCUCCUGUGCGAGGAGAUGGCGCGCUGGCUUUUCUGCCAGGUGCUGGAGGCCGUGCGGCACUGCACCGCCUGCGGCGUCCUGCACCGUGACAUCAAGCCCGAGAACCUCCUCGUGGACCCGGAGAGUGGCGACCUGAAACUCAUUGAUUUCGGUUGCGGCACCUUCCUCCAAGAGCGACCCUUCACACGAUUUGCCGGAACGCACGCGUACAGCCCACCCGAGUGGAUCGUCCUUGGCUGCUACCACGGCCAUUCGGCAACCAUCUGGUCCCUGGGCGUGCUGCUGUACGUCAUGGUCUGCGGGAGUCUCCCCUUCUGGGACGACCGCGACAUCGUGUCGGGGCAGCUCUUCUUCGAGCACCAGGUCUCUCCAGAGUGCAAACAUCUGAUCCGCUGGUGUUUGGCCAAGCACCCCGCGGACAGGCCAGAGCUGGAAGAGAUCUUCUGCCACCCUUGGGUGCGGGGCAGGCGUUUCUGAUGCCUUGCCAGAACCUGUGCAGCACCCAGUUACCACGUCCCACGCAGGACCCCAAAAAUAAAACAAGCACAAACCCAU